GUUUCACCCACCGACGACUUAGAAAAUUGCUGAUACAAGUCUUACCAAGUUCGAUAAUAUGUCCAAUGGAAUUGUAAAUGCAGGUCUAGAGACUCAGUUUGCCUCUCUUGGGAUCAACGGCUCAAAGUCUGCUUAUGUUCCCCCCCACUUGAGAAAUGCGCAGCGCGCUGCCUCCACUCCUCCCACCAACGGGACCGGCUGGAACGACCCCCGCGCAUCACCCCGCAGUGCCUAUGAACCACUGCGCGGCAGUGGCCAAAGCGAUAGAAGCAGAGGCAGCGCCUUUGGUAAUGGCCCUUUCGCCUCACCACGCGGUCGCGGCGACUGGGGCGGACGCUCGACGAGCAGCGGUUGGACAACCAGAGAAAAUAGAGAAAACCGUGGCGGAGAUAGCCAACACGAGUCUCCGGGCUACGGCAUCUGGCGCAACGGGGCCCACAUAGUCGGCCCUCGCAACAUGCGCAUGGAGAAAGAACUUUUCGGUGACCCAAAUGACCCUUCCAAACAGCACACCGGAAUAAACUUUGAAAAAUAUGACGAUAUCCCCGUCGAGGCUACGGGCGCAGGUGUUCCUGACCCCGUCACCACGUUCACUAAUCCCCCUUUGGAUCCCCUCCUCCUCGAAAACAUCAGUUCCGCUCGUUACACCACCCCCACACCCGUCCAAAAGUACUCCAUUCCCAUCGUCGCUGCAGACAGGGACUUAAUGGCAUGCGCUCAGACUGGUUCAGGGAAAACAGCCGGUUUCCUUUUCCCUAUUCUUUCCGCAUCCUUCGCUUCUGGACCCCGUCCACCUCCAGCGGAGACCCCUCAAAUGGGGUACGCUCGUACACGUAAAGCUUAUCCCACAGCUCUUAUCUUGGCUCCAACGCGUGAGCUCGUCAGUCAAAUUCAUGAGGAAGCACGUAAGUUUGCCUACCGCUCCUGGCUUCGCCCUGCCGUCGUGUACGGUGGCGCGGACAUCAACCAGCAGCUCCGUCAAAUCGAGCGUGGGUGUGAUUUGCUCAGUGCGACGCCCGGGCGUCUCGUAGACCUCAUCGAGCGGGGGCGCAUUAGCCUUAACAACAUCCGCUACCUCGUCCUUGAUGAAGCCGAUCGUAUGCUUGAUAUGGGUUUCGAACCUCAGAUCAGGCGUAUUGUGCAGGGAGAAGACAUGCCUGGUGUCCAUGACCGCCAGACCCUCAUGUUUAGUGCCACGUUCCCUCGCGACAUCCAGCUGCUCGCAAGGGACUUCCUCAAGGAUUACAUCUUCCUCUCCGUCGGUCGCGUUGGCUCUACAUCUGAAAACAUCACGCAGAAGGUUGAGUAUGUCGAGGAUCAUGACAAGCGCUCCGUCUUACUCGACAUCUUGGCCUCGGAACCUCCGGGUGGUCUUACUCUCAUUUUCGUCGAGACCAAGCGCAUGGCUGACAUGCUGUCCGACUUCUUGAUGAGCAACCACCUUCCUGCGACAUCCAUUCAUGGUGAUCGCUCUCAGCGUGAACGUGAGAUGGCGUUGCAGACUUUCCGUACUGGCCGCACUCCCAUCCUCGUUGCUACUGCCGUGGCUGCUCGUGGACUCGACAUUCCUAACGUCACACACGUUGUCAAUUAUGACCUCCCUUCUGACAUCGAUGACUACGUACACCGCAUUGGUCGUACCGGUCGUGCGGGUAACACGGGUGUUUCCACUGCGUUCUUCAACCGCGGCAACAAAAACAUCGGCAGGGACCUCAUCGAACUCCUUCGUGAGGCCAACCAAGAGAUUCCUGCGUG
This is a messenger RNA of Pisolithus orientalis, 1755 nucleotides long. RefSeq names its product P-loop containing nucleoside triphosphate hydrolase protein. Lineage: Eukaryota; Fungi; Basidiomycota; Agaricomycetes; Boletales; Pisolithaceae. Gene Ontology annotation, molecular function: RNA helicase activity; ATP binding; RNA binding. The record is from RefSeq and is a predicted model, not a curated record. Gene Ontology annotation, cellular component: nucleus. The transcript has 4 exons. The annotation marks the transcript as partial.